This is a messenger RNA of Haliotis rufescens (red abalone), 2365 nucleotides long. Its product is annotated as beta-1,3-galactosyl-O-glycosyl-glycoprotein beta-1,6-N-acetylglucosaminyltransferase-like. Gene Ontology annotation, molecular function: acetylglucosaminyltransferase activity. The record is from RefSeq and is a predicted model, not a curated record. The transcript has a single exon. Gene Ontology annotation, cellular component: membrane. NCBI's taxonomy places the organism in Eukaryota, Metazoa, Mollusca, Gastropoda, Lepetellida, Haliotidae. The coding region runs from base 1 to 1542 and encodes 513 amino acids.
AUGCCUUCCCGCUGCGUCCAACUUUUGCUGCCGAUCGGCGUGACCUACACCUUGCUAGUCCUCUCUAUAUGGAACGCCCUGAUCUUCCUGGGGCCAAUCAUAUCCUCCAAACUCCAGGCCAAGGGCGACGUCACGAGCCGGGCACGGAUGAGUGUAAUCACUGGGUUGUCCAAACCGCCGAUGGAUGUGGGUGUUCCCGUGAGGUUCAAAUUGCUGACAGUGCUAAAAUUCCAUCCACAUAAAACUAACGCAACUAUUGUCAAAACGGGACUUAAUGAUACCGACGACAUUGUUAUUGCAAACAAGACUGAAAGUUCCUCAGGGAGUGACGAUUGUACAUUAAACUUUGAGGUGACAGACCAAUGCAUAUCUUUAGUGAAAGGCGCUGACGUGAAGAUGAAGCCGAUAAUUCCGAGACCUCAUUGUACACUUGGGAACUUAUUAAAGAACUGUUCGAGGUACAGGCACGCCCGUGGCUACGAAGACAAACCGGUGACCUCACAGGAACUAGAAUACCCACUUGCUUUUGCAAUCAAGAUGCAUACGUCUCCAGAACAGGCAGAGCAGUUGCUGAGGACGAUCUACCGGCCCCACAACGUCUACUGCAUUCACGUCGACCAAAAGGCGGAAGCAGGAGUGUUUGAUACUAUGAAGUCCAUCGCACGUUGCCUUGACAACGUGGAGGUCAUUGAUGACCGAACGAAUGUUGUGUAUAUGAGCUCUGCGACCAUUCACGCUGAGAUGAAGUGUAUGAAGAGGCUUAUGGAGUCCAAGGUCAAGUGGAAAUAUUACAUCAACCUUGCAGGUCAAGAGUUCCCACUGCGGACCAACCUUGAGAUUGUUAUGAUGUUGAAGAGACUUAACGGCGCAAACGAUAUAGAGAGCUACGACCAUCCUCGAUUUCAAGAAUGGCGAUUCAAGAAGAAGUUCCUAAUCACCGACGGUAAACUUGAACAGACAAACGUCGACAAGGAGCCGUUUGGGUACGACAUACAAAUGAGCAAGGGGAGUGCGUAUGGUAUGUUUAAAAGAGAAUUUGUGCAGUUUGUGUUAACGGACGAUGUUGCACGUAAGUUAAUUAACUGGUUAAAUGACACGUCAUCACCGGAAGAGAACCUUUGGGCGACCUUGAACACUCUGCCGUGGGCGCCGGGAGGAACGUACGUGGAGACGAGGCAGACGUUCAACACCCACGCCUCCCGCGCCCUCAUCUGGAACUGGGACAGGGACGUCUGCCACGGCACCUUCGUCCGCAGCGUCUGUGUGUUCGGCUCUGGGGAUCUGAAAUGGUUGACGUCUAGACCCAACGUCAUCGCGAACAAGUUCAACAACGACCUUGACCCGGUUCCUCUGGAUUGUCUGGAGUCGUGGUUACAUCGUCGUCUGGUCCAUCCACUACUCCAGACUGUUGACAAACACUACAUUGCUAAUUUACCGCAUGUUAAGUACUAUAAUAAUAUUGACUUUUCGCAUCUUUCAACUAAAUAUUUUCAAGAAAAGAAGAGGAAAUGGCUGAAGAAACAUCCUUGGAAACUCUUCUGAUGACGUAUUAUUGAAAUCAGGCAAUACAAUCACGUCGGCCCGGUAACCAUGAAAGAGUAUCAUUCGCCAAGCUCCUCACAGCGAUAGCCCUUCGUGUAGCGCUCUACAUACUAUCGCGUGGAGCAGUGUGACUCCCAGCUGUGCUAGGCGGGAUACAACCAUGUAUGGAGUUGAACUCGAUACCGACUGACCGCUAUGUUUACAAACAAGUGAUGACUUUCGUAACACCAAAUACUCUUCCCCCAGCUAAAUUGUUUUGCUUGUUUGUCAAUUUGAAUUUCAAUUAAUUUCAUCUAUCAUGUAAUUAGUUUAGUGAGGAUGCAUAGGGGGGUGUUGGGUACUUUCCCGUUGGUCUGAAAUCUCGAACCAAUCUGAUUAAACGAACAAACGUAAAUUUAUCUGGGAAACAGUAAGACACUCGUAAUUUUUUUUGUCCAAUUGACAAGAAAGGCGUUCCCAAAGACAUGCACAAAAAUAUAAAUGUCACUACAUUUGGGGUUAGAGGGUUCAUUUCAAGAUUUAAGUAUGGCCGCUUGUCACAGGGAGGGUCAGGGCGAUGUCACGCGCUGGGAAGGAGCUUGAUCAUUCACGUCACUCUCGCUGGUACAGAUAGUUUCCCUAACUUUUCCUAAAGUUUCUAACCCUUGAGUUGUCAUAUUUGUUACCCUACUCGCAGCACCAUCGUACCUCAUAUGUUAUGCGAGCCGUGAAGAUCCGGGGAAGAAUAGGUCAUCAGCAACCCAUGCCUGCUGUAAAAGGCGACUAUGCUUGUCGUAAGAGGCGACUAACGGGAUCGGGUGGUCAGGCUCGCUGACUCGGUUGA